This is a messenger RNA of Adineta ricciae, 495 nucleotides long. Lineage: Eukaryota; Metazoa; Rotifera; Eurotatoria; Adinetida; Adinetidae. The record is from the annotation of a GenBank genome assembly.
AUGCAGCGACCAAAAGUUUUUUUCAAAAUAGCAAUCAAUGGACAACCUCAAGGUGCCAUUGUUUUCGAGCUCUUUUCUGAUGUUGUACCAAAAACAGCAGAAAAUUUUCGGCAAUUGUGCACUGGUGCACCGGGCUUUGGCUUUCGCGGUUGUCCAUUUCAUCGAAUUAUUCCUGGAUUUAUGGUGCAAGGUGGUGAUUUCGAUUUACGUGACGGAACAGGAGGUCGUAGCAUCUAUGGUGCGAAUUUUCCAGAUGAAAACUUCCGUUUCAAACACGAAGUACCAUUUCUCUUGUCCAUGGCUAAUUCAGGUCCGAAUACAAAUGGUUCACAGUUUUUCAUUACUGUUGCUCCUACACCAUGGCUUGAUAAUAAACAUGUUGUCUUUGGCCGUGUCUUGCAAGGUCAAGAUAUUGUGAAAAAAAUGGAAAGCUGUGGCACGGACGAAGGCACACCAUUAGCGAAUGUUGUCAUUAUGGAUUGUGGUCAAGUAUAG